AUAAAUGAAACUAAAAAUAAUAUGGAUAUGUAAACGAAAUAUUCAAUAAGAAGGGAAAAUGUAUUAAUAAUUCCGGGUAAACAUACGGAACAAACAAAGAACGAAAAAGAAUAAAAGAAACGAAACAUGUCACAGAAGAUUAACGAAUUCGAAUGCUACAACAACUCUUCACAUUGUGUUAAUUGAAAUUCAAGGUUUUUUUUUCUGUUUUUUUCGUUGCAAAUAGUGCGUAACUAACUAAUAAUGGGUGAGAAAAAGGCAACAGAAAAUCUAAAGCAUAUGAAGAGAACGAAGGGGAAAAUAAGAGAGAGAGUCUGCUAACGAGAUCAAUAAGAAUCGUAACGGUCAAAAGAUGUCAUAAAACAACGAACCCAAACAGCUUCAUGGAAAUCGCUUAACUGAACUUAAAAAAUAUAUUCUGUUUUCUCUCGCUACGCCUUGCGAAGAGCAUGCCGUGUGUUUGAUUUGCCCCCCAAGAAGCGUUAGUCUGGGAAAUUAUAGAAAUUUUCCUUCAUAAUAUUAAACACAUGUUAAGUAAAUGGUUACAAGCGAACGCAAGAGAAAAAUAAUUGAAAACUAAAAAGAUGACUUAGAACGCGGAGUAACAUACACAGAAACGAUUAAGCUGAAAGAGGAAAGGAAACAUGACAGAAAGCAUAACAAAAAACAACAUGAUAUCAUCAGCAAUAGUUUUACAAAUGUGUGCACAAAUGAUUUGUAAUAUGUGUCUUAUGGCACAUUCAGCACUCGCAGAUACACAUACAUACGCACUUGUACGAACAAGUGUACCGUUCAAAUGCAAAAAAGGAGGAACAAAUGUUUUAAUUAAGAAAAGUCGUCGAUGACUUUUUCUAUACACAGUUUUCUGCUGCCAUCACUUAAUUUUCUUAUUCCGCUUGCAUUAUAUGCAUGAAAGAAAUAUGCGAUAAUGGGCCACGCCUGCUCUGGCUUCUUUUAAAUUGGUACGAAAUUGCUAAGUUAUUCGUAAUCAUCGCCGAUAAUACUGACCGAGAGUUUAUCUUGCAAGCAAUCUCCGAACUAGAAUAAGACAGAAAACGAAAACCGCGUUCACUCUCAACAGCUGAAAGAUGACAUGCUCUAAGGCAGCUUCGUAUUACGGUAAGGAGGUUCCUAUUGUUCGGAUUAAACAUUCCUUCGCCAUAUGAUAGUCGUAAUCGCUCAACAGUUAGUUAUUGAAAGCUUAUUGCAGACGCAGAGAACGAAACAAUUCUGAGGGCGUACCUCUUAUUGCGCCGCCAACAAGAUGUUCAUAUGUCGCAUGUGACCUGACUUGGACUACAACUUCUCUCUUCAUUCCAAGUUUCUGAUAUCUACAGAACAACAGAAAAAAAAAACCAACCAGGUCCUAAUGUGGCGUGUUCUGCAUUUGCCCUCAACUGAGCUCAGAUCUUCCACUGGCUUGUCUCAUAUUUCUGACGCAUGUCGAAGUGUUUUAAAAGCAACAUUAGAAGUAACCAAAAAUGUUUACCGAAGUUUCGAAGGAAGAAAAAAAUGCACCAUAAACUUUUUCGGGCAAAGUGAUCCAUCGAUAACGUCCUUUGUUGACGUACUAGAAAGGAAAACAUUAUCCCAAGUGCCAACAACAUUCAACCUGGAUUGCAACAGGGGACUGAUGGAUGGAAGUCAGCAUUUAGCUGAGACAAUUUCAGUGUGCUUCAGAACAGUGUAGAACUCACGGAACAACAACGAACUCGUUCAGCAUUUAGCUGCAGCCGCAUCGUGAUCAUCGUGCCGGUAACAGACAUAUGUACAACAUGUUAGGAUCGUUCACGGUAGCAAAUGUUCUAUAAGCAAAAUAAGUUAAGCGCAGAACAAUUGUGACUAAUCAUCGCGAUAUGACACGAUAUUACUAAGUCCAACAACAAUAACAAGAAAUAUUGGUGCCACUACAGGAAACACCAUCGUGAUAGUCUCGACAUCAGGGCGACGACAUUAGGAAUUUUAAAUUUGGCGCAAUCGCUAGAAGCAAUGAACACAUUUUCCUUAGCCUUUGCCAUAUGUAUUCUAAUGCUUACCUCCAUGUUGUCUGACAUCGACACAGAAGCAUAGAUACUACAAAUGCCUUAAGCGUUUGUGAGCUGACAUUUUGCGUAAUGUGCGAUUGCGAAGGACUCUCUGCGUUUACUCAGUGGAAACGUUUGCAUAUCCCCUACUAGAGAUUGGAGACUGGCUUUAAUUCAUCAUCUCCGAAUAGCCAAGCUGAAGGACCCAAGAGAAAUGGGAUUUCCAAAAAUUCGUAACUUCCUAAAAGGAUUAUGUCCGCCACUUAAAAAUUCAAAAUGAUGAUAAAAAAUCCUGGCCACCUGGCAAAUGAUGGGUAAGAGAAAUGCACCAAAUCGAAAAUAGAAUUUUAUGUUUUUGCUGCUAUAAGAUUUCUCAUUCGAACGCGCGCAUCUUCAGCAAACUUCGAAAGAUAAAAGCAAACCAUAACGGCACAUAUCCAAUGUGUCACAAUUGCCUUUAAGGUUAUGCGCUCAAAGCAGUCAAAUUGCGCUGAUAUUGUUUGCAGCGACCUUGGACUCUGCGGCGUCUUCCCACCGCUAACACUUGAACUUGUCUUGUUAUACAUUCGGUAUUUCCAUAUAAAUAUUAAAAGACUAAAUAUUAAAACAGCAAAGUAAACUCAUGCCCUCCUCCACAUCACUAUCAAUCCUACGACCGCCGUUCUGAUUAAAUGGAAACUCUAUUAGUUCAUACAUAACGGGCGGUUCUUUAAAGUAUUUUUUAUGUAUAAACCAUGAAUUCGCCACUAUCCUACAUUGUCAACAUCAUUAUGGAUGAAUCGGUUACAAGGGUCAGUGAAUGCAGCCCAAUUUGAAUCUUUAUGGUCUUAUCUAACUAUAAUAGCAGAAAAUGAUUACUUAUUGCUAAAUGUAUGUGGGACGGGAAGACUGUGGAAAUGUUGUACACAAUAGACAAACUGAUAAUCGAAAAUUUUAUCUUCUCAUAGAUGAUCAUCAAAUAUCUGAUACUCAUAUUGAAAAUUUGUUAAGCAUUAUUAGGAAGACUCUGCUAAGCCAAGAAGCAUACUAUUGCCACUAAGCCAUGCCUUAGCUUAGCUCGAACUGGCUUAGGAAAAGUAAGAAGAAGGCAGUCAUAGAUAACUCUUGCAUGAUACUUAAAUUGUAUUAAAUCAGUCAAACGAGCAAUUACAUCUCCGACUUUACACCAACAACCUUUAGAAUUUUAAAUGGUCCAU
Molecule: messenger RNA, 3220 nt
Organism: Glossina fuscipes
Lineage: Eukaryota; Metazoa; Arthropoda; Insecta; Diptera; Glossinidae
Exons: 5
Coding region: 1370-1690 (106 amino acids)
Source: RefSeq, a predicted model, not a curated record